Amoebophrya sp. A25 is the source of this 301-nucleotide messenger RNA. Lineage: Eukaryota; Dinophyceae; Syndiniales; Amoebophryaceae. The record is from the annotation of a GenBank genome assembly.
AUGGGAACCGCGAUCGAGAAGAGUGCGAGCAAACAUAUCAAGAUUCUGGUGGUCGGAAACCCUGCUAAUACUAAUUGCCUCGUUGUUUCCAAGUAUGCGCCAAGCAUCCCGAAGAAAAACUUUUCCGCACUCACGAGACUCGAUCAUAACCGAGCGAGAGGUAUAGUAUUUACACACGGGACUCGGCCAUAACUACCGAGUAAGAGAUAUAGCAUAUUUCAGCAUUUAGUACGGACUAGUAAGAGAUAGCAUAAGCAUUUACGGUUACGGACUACAGUAGAUAAAGAUACUAUGAUUAUGA